Molecule: messenger RNA, 2844 nt
Organism: Cercopithifilaria johnstoni
Lineage: Eukaryota; Metazoa; Nematoda; Chromadorea; Rhabditida; Onchocercidae
Source: the annotation of a GenBank genome assembly
AUGGAUCCGACAUCACUCGGAUUUGUGGCAGUAAUUGCUGUUUUGAUUACUGUAAUUUCGAUCAUUGUCUUUAAGAUGUACCCGAAUGAAACUGAUUUUGAAAAGGCUUAUGGUGAAAAUGCUUUACGAUUGCUCACUGAGGAUCGUGCGAAUAAGACAAAAAACGCAAAGAAGAACAAAGGGAAGAAUGGUGAAAAGAAAAAAGAUUUCGGGGCAGAAGAAAAGCAAAAUCGGGGUGAAAAACCUACAAAUGGUAAUUUACUUUAUGUUCGAUCAUCGACGAAUGGAGCCAAAGAAAUGAAUGGUACAGAUGGUGAUGAAGCUGAUGCGACGCCUAAUCGUAAAAAACCUAAGAGCAAACAGUUGAUGGAUGAGUCAGCGAAGGAUGAAAAAGUUUCCGUUGCCAAGAGUAUGGGAGAUUUAUCAGGGCAGCAGAAUAUAGCCGAGAAGAUAAAUGAGCUGGUAUCUACUGCAAACGUUCUUCAUGAUGAAAAUAAGCGCACUGAUAUUGGCGAACGAAAAGCGAAGAAAAAGAAUCGUGCACGACGGAAUGGAGAACAUUUGCGUCAAAUCGUAAAGGCGGAAGUCAAAAUGGCAGAAGAAAUUGUUCCAGCUGUGGAAGUCUUACCUCUCGAAAGUGAAGAGAAAAACCUGCAAAAGAAAGGGAACCCAUUAAAAGAUAUCAACGCUAACAAAUUUCAAACACGUUUGAAUGCUAUUGCAGAGCUUGAGCCAGAAUAUGUCACGUUCUUCACAAACUAUAUCAACAACGUGAAUACGCAGAGAGCCAAAUUAAAUGAUGAAAUAGCUUUAAUGAGAAAACAAGUCGCCGAUAAAGAUCGCCUCGUCUUGCAAUGUACCAAUAAACUUACCGCAGCCGAACAAAAGGAUUCAGAAAUUGCUAUGCUCCAGAAAACGUUAACCGAGGAAAAGAGAAAGUACAAAUUGUUUGAGCAAACAGUGUGCACUCAAUUAAGUAAUAAUACACAAGAGAAGUCGUACUUACAGCGAAAAUAUGAUCAGUUGCAAAGAGAAUUUGCUGCAUUGAGGGAAGAGAUGAAAAAGGCACAAUCUCUUAUCCACUCGACGCCACCACCCGUUGAUACCAAACCAUAUCAGCAGCAAAUUGAUCGAUUAAAAGCUGAGCUAAACUCUAGUAAAAAUCGUUGUUCUCAGCAGGAAUUGGAGUUAAAUCAACGAUUACAAGCAAUGCAACAAAUAAGGAAGGAAUUACAGAAUCAAGAUUGCCAAAUCGAACAUUUGAGCAAAACGAACGCUUUACUCGAGAAACGUUUGCAAGAUGUAGAAGGCAAUACAAAGGCAGAACAUAAUACGCUUGAAAUGAAACUGCAAAAUACGAUGAAAGUGGCAGAGGAAUUAAGUGCAGUGACUUCCGAGAUUCGAGACGAAAUGCUGCAGCAUAAAGGAAAUGCAGAAAUAGCAGUUCAGGAACGAGAAAAGGUGGAUUUUAUAAUCCUUCCUCUUGCGAUGAGUGGCGAAGUUGGGGUACCCCCAGUAUUACGAAAGGUUUUGGUAAAAAUAGAAGCAUCGUUAUCAAAUGAUAAUUUGAAGGAAUAUUUACUAACAUUUUCUUCACAUUUCCAGCACUGUGAACAAAUUCAUAUUUUAAAUGCGCAACUUAUGGAUGCUAAUCGAGAACGCAUUAGGUAUUUGAAUGAUUGUGCUAUUUACAGCAAAAAAUUAACCGAAAUGGAAACUGCAAACGCAGAGUUAAACAAUCAACUAGAAGCACUGCAAAAAGCAAAUGCAACUAGUGAUGCAAACUGCAAUGAAUUAACGAAAGAAGUUGAAAAAUAUCGAAAACAGCUUAUUGAUGUUAUGGAAGCUCAAUAUAAGGAAAUUGCCAAACUAAAGAAUGAAAUGGAAUGUAUCCAAAAAGAGAAGGAAAAGUAUGUUAAACAGAUGUCUGUCGAAAUUUCUAAAGAAGCAAUUGAAGUUGCAAAGUGCCGUGAAGAGUUGAACAAAUUUAAAAGCGAGUACAAUGAAAAAUUAAAUCGUAUGGUCUCUUUGGAAGAGGAAAUCGCGAAAUACAAGAAAAUUGAAAUGGAAAGAGAAACAGUGGUGUCUUAUGAUGAUACGGGCGCACAUGAGAAAAUGAUGAUGCAUGGAGUCCAGUCAUCAUCAAAAAGUGAUGCUGUAAUUUAUGGCGACAAUGUUAAAUUGGAGAUCAACGAAUUGAAAAAGCGGAACGAGGAGUUACGUGCGGCAAAUUAUAAGGUUGUAGAAAUUUCGCAGCAGCAAGAAGUCAUUUUCAAGAAGCACGUGGAAGAAUUGGAGAAAGAUCAUGAGAAAGCUCGUCAGCAAUAUUGUUGUAAUGUAUCCAAGGCGCUCUGUGCAAUCGCACCGUCGAAUACGAAGUUGCCAAAUUUACCUGUUAUUUAUAACAUGGAUCAGUUCUACAAAUGGUUGAAGGAUGUAGAAAAUGUGGUACAAAAGAGCAGGAAUAUAGAGAAGUUCAAUGAAAAUGAAAACGAUGGCAGCGAAAAUAAGAUCAAUUUGGCGAAAGUUGCAGAGCUAAAGGCAAGUAAUCGAAGGUAUCGAGCAGCGCUUGCAAGUCUUUCUUCACACAUUGAUGCAAUCGAACAAGAAGCCAUUUCAAUGGAAAAAGUAUAUCUUGGCGAAAUCUCUCGCUUACGACAUGAUAUAAACGAGCAACUCAAAAUGCAAUUAGAAAAUGAACGUAAACGAAAGUUGGAGCUUAUUUCUGAAGCAUCUAAACUUUUUGAAGUAAUAAAUGGAGCGCAGAGACAUGACAAUGGAAGAGCCGAACUACGUAUGAAAAAUAGAAGUGCAUAUGAUCUUGGCGGUGAUAAUUAUGGUUAG